Messenger RNA from Penicillium canescens, 1725 nucleotides. Its product is annotated as MDR family MFS transporter. The coding region runs from base 1 to 1725 and encodes 574 amino acids. Lineage: Eukaryota; Fungi; Ascomycota; Eurotiomycetes; Eurotiales; Aspergillaceae. Gene Ontology annotation, biological process: transmembrane transport. The record is from RefSeq and is a predicted model, not a curated record. The transcript has 4 exons. Gene Ontology annotation, molecular function: transmembrane transporter activity.
AUGGCCAACAUUGGAGGUAGCAAUGCCGUUUCCUCUGCUCAAGGGUCCCAAAUUUCCGACUCACCGACCACAGUCGAUGAUCGAUUAGACGAACACAAGGAGACUUCAACUCAAUCCAUCGACCACAGCGAAAACAUCACACAAAGUCCUACCUCUCUUCCAAAACCACCAGAUGAAAGUAACGCAACACCAGUCGGAUUCGGCAAGGAUGGCUGUCAGUCAGAUUCACAGGAGUAUCCGAAUUCCUGGAGACUUGCCGCUAUUAUGAUCGGGGUGUGUCUCGCUGUGUUCAGUAUGGCAUUGGACAAUACAAUAUUAGCCACCGCGAUUCCAAAGAUCACCGAUCAAUUCACCUCGUUGGGAGACGUUGGCUGGUAUGGGAGUGUUUACCCGCUGACGAAUUGUUGUCUUACCCUCGUCUUCGGCAAACUUUAUACAUUUUAUUCUACCAAAUGGGUGUAUCUUUCCGCGCUCGCGGUUUUCGAGAUUGGGUCUUUAAUCUGCGGUGCAACACCCAGCUCCCUGGGACUGAUUAUCGGACGCGCCAUUGCCGGCCUUGGUUCCAGCGGAAUAUACUUAGGUUCCAUGAUCAUACUUUCCCAAAGCGUGCCACUGCAGAAACGGCCAUUAUUCACAUCGUUAGUCGGUGGUUUGUAUGGAGUCGCCGGGGUAGCAGGGCCUUUAUUGGGUGGUGCUUUCACAGACUAUGUCUCUUGGAGAUGGUGCUUCUAUAUCAAUCCUUUAUUUGGUGCAGUCACAGCGCUCUUCAUUUUGUUAUUCUUCGAUGGGAAGGAACCAAUCAAGUCUCCUGGCAAGAUCAAGGAACAAAUUUCGCAGUUCGAUCUGAUCGGACUUUUCUUCUUCCUCCCUGGUAUGAUUAGCCUUUUGUUGGCGCUGCAGUGGGGAGGCCAACAAUAUAACUGGCAAAGCGGGCGUAUCAUCGGACUCUUUGUGUGUUCUAUCUGUCUGCUAUCGAUCUUCAUCGUGGUGCAGUGGCGACAGAAGGAGAAAGCCACCGUCACUUUGCGAAUGAUCAAAAACAAGAACGUCUGGGGCGCUUCCUUGUUUAAUUUCUGUAUAACUGGUUCAUUCCUCGUCUUUUCUUACUACCUGCCUGUAUGGUUCCAAAGCAUCAAAAAUGUGUCUGCAACAAAAUCAGGCCUGAUGAACCUUCCCAUGCUCUUAGGGGUAAUUUUAUGCUCCAUUAUCUCGGGAUAUGGGGUUGGCAGGAUAGGAUACUAUACUCCAUUCAUGUAUGCUGCGCCGAUUGUGUCCGCGAUUGGCGCCGGGCUGCUUUCGACCUUUCAAGCCAAUUUUGGGCCAUCGCAGUGGAUAGGGUACCAAGCCCUUUAUGGAAUCGGGCUUGGAUUGGGGUUAUCACAGCCCAUAGUGGUCAUUCAGGCGGCGAUUCCCCUGAUUGAUAUUCCCAGUGCAAUUGCAAUUGUCACAUUCAUACAGUCCCUGGGGGUUCCGUCGCAGAACGUCUUCCGAAACGAGCUCUUACGGGGAUUGGCCCAGAAUGCACCCAAAGUCGAUGCUCACAAGUUGAUCACGGCUGGUCCUACUACGCUUCGAUAUGUGGUCCCAGCAGAACUGUUAGAACGUGUGUUGGUGGCCUAUAAUUCUGCCAUCACCCAUGCAUUUUACGUCGGGGCCGCGUUUUCCGUACUAGCCAUGAUUGGAGCGCUGCCGAUUCAGUGGAUUUCUGUGAAGGGAAGAGAGUAA